Exophiala aquamarina CBS 119918 is the source of this 2436-nucleotide messenger RNA. RefSeq lists its product as uncharacterized. Gene Ontology annotation, molecular function: FAD binding. The record is from RefSeq and is a predicted model, not a curated record. The transcript has 4 exons. The coding region runs from base 1 to 2436 and encodes 811 amino acids. NCBI's taxonomy places the organism in Eukaryota, Fungi, Ascomycota, Eurotiomycetes, Chaetothyriales, Herpotrichiellaceae.
AUGAAGAGUAGGGGCUUCCGGGUCAUCAUCAGUGGGGGAGGUAUUUGUGGACUCACAUUGGCAAAUGCGCUAGAACGCGGGCGAGUUGAGUACAUCCUGCUGGAAAGUCGCGAUGAUAUUGCACCACCUCUAGGGGCAUCGAUUGCCAUCAACGCAAAUGGUUUCCGCAUACUUGAUCAGUUAGGCUGCUAUGAUCGAAUUGACUCCAAAACGGCACCUUUCGACUACAUCCGAACAUACCUUCCGGAUGGAAAGUUGCAGAGAAAUGUAGAUUCGCCGCUAUUGACCCACAAAAGGCUUGGCUAUCCAUUCAGCUUCAUGGAAAGAACGUUCCUUCUCCAAUCCUUGUACGACAAUAUCAGCGACAAGAGCAAGGUUCUACUCAAAAAGAGAGUUUCCCGUGUCGACCAGGAGCACGAUGGAGUCACCGUUCACUGCCAAGAUGGCACCAAGUACGAAGGAGAUGUCGUUGUUGGCGCAGAUGGUGUUCACAGCGCAGUUCGUGGGGAAAUGUGGCGGCAUAUGAAUGUUGAGCAUUUCCCAUUAGCGGAAUCUGAGAGAUCGGCAAUGACCUCCACGUACAAGGCAAUCUAUGCUAUUUCGAAACCGACAAAAGGGCUUGCGGGAAAUACCUUCAACCAGGUCGUGGGAUAUGACCGUUCGAUGCUUUACACUACUGAAAAAUCAGGAAGAAUAUUUUGGUUCCUUUUUGAGAAGAUGGACAAGAAAUACCGGUACCCGGACAUUCCUAAGUUCAACAAUGACGAUACUGAAAAUAUGAUCCGUCGCCAUCUUGACAUUCGUCUCAACGAGACUUUGACCUUGGCAGACCUUUGGGAGAACCGAGUCCAGUGGAACAUGGCUCCACUUGAAGAAGCAUUGCGUAAACAAUGGACCUGGGGUCGAUUCGUAUGCGCUGGAGACUCGGUCCAUAAGUGGACUCCUAAUCUCGGAGCGGGAGGCAACCAUGCUAUUGAAAGUGCCGCAGCACUUGCUAAUGCGCUUUAUGAUCUGGCAAAUCACUCCAGUCCAGCUACACUGAAAGAUAUACAGUCAUCAUUAAUCGGCUAUCACUCUCAUCGCAAAUACAGAGCGAAGAAGACUUAUCGAGUUUCUAACAUGGUGACGCGUCUAGAAGCAAUGAGAUCCAGAAAAGCACGGUUUUGGGUGUUUUGCCUUCAACCGACACUCGAUGGGUGGGUCGGAAACCGCAUGAGCGACGAACUUAUAGGUGCCGAAGUGAUCAAAUUUCUGCCUUACCCCCAGCGAGCACUUACUGGAACGAUGGGCUUCAAUCCGAAUUUCUCAAAUGGAUAUCCAUCAAAACUAAAGCAAAGGAUGCUGCUUGCCCUACCAUUGAUUUUGCUUGCUAUCUUCGCCUACACCGUACUUGCUGGCAUUGUCUCCUCUGUUCCCUUCUCCAUUGAGGUUAUCAAAGCAGCCGAAAGUGGCUACAUUCAUUUAGCUGGAACCGGUUGGAAACUUCCGAUGGAUACAUAUCCUUUCAACGUUCUUACCACGGUUUUUGCGCCUUCAUUACUCAACAUCGACCCUUCACAGCGGCUACAAGCACUUGCAUUCCUGAUCGAUUUGAAUCCGAUGUGGCUCAUCUGGAUGCUCGAAAGCCACCGCAGAGCGAACGUAGCAUCCCUGGCGAGUUUUAUUAGCUAUCCACUUAUCUAUGGAAUCGCUUUCCAGAUCCUGGGAAUCGGUGUCGUUGGACCGGUUUGGUUCUUCCUACAUUACAUGCAGAGCUCCAUUCGCAAUUUCAUCGCCCCCGACUUGCGGAUGAUCGAUACAGCAGCCUCGAAAACUGCCUUGCUCGCUGUUCUCACGGGAUUGACGACACCCACUCUAUUGAUGUACCUCCUUCCGGACUAUGAUCAACGCUUGACAAUUAACGCCGUAUGGCAGGCGUUCCCAAUCACGACCAUACUCCUUCAUUAUAUCCUGCGCAGAUUCACCGUAAAAAACACUAUGAAACAUGACAUCAUUUGGAAUGUUGGAGCCGACCUACCUUUUGUCAGACUCAGUAUCCAGAUUGCUGCGGUAAUUUCGACUCUAUGUUUUAACUGGGUUCGAUGGAUAUCUGCUGGUCAGUUCUUCAGCAUCUUUAUGCCACAAUGGUCCACAGUAACUGCAGCAUUACUUUUGAAGCCACUGGGGUUGAACUUGGUCGAUGGCAUGAGCCUUUUUCUUCAGAUUGAUGAACUUAGUAUCUUCGCCGCAGCAUUCCUAUGGUUGGCUCUUCUGGUCCAUGAUCUAAAAACGGAGGAGAUGACUAAGAUCAGCUGGCUACAAGCACUCGUAGUAGGCAUCAUUGGAACUUGUUUGCUAGGUCCUGGAGCUCUUUUCGCACUUACAUGGCUCUGGAGGGAGGAAAUUAUGGCAAAUAAGACUUUGAAGGGGGCCAUCAUCUCGAAAACCACCAAGUAA